This is a messenger RNA of Thunnus maccoyii (southern bluefin tuna), 1393 nucleotides long. Its product is annotated as neurocalcin-delta A. The coding region runs from base 334 to 915 and encodes 193 amino acids. Gene Ontology annotation, biological process: calcium-mediated signaling. Gene Ontology annotation, molecular function: tubulin binding; calcium ion binding; actin binding. The record is from RefSeq and is a predicted model, not a curated record. Gene Ontology annotation, cellular component: cytosol. The transcript is spliced from 7 exons. NCBI's taxonomy places the organism in Eukaryota, Metazoa, Chordata, Actinopteri, Scombriformes, Scombridae.
CUCGACACACUGACACUUGUUGGGGAUACAUGUGUGCCUGUGUGUUGUUCAGUCUACCGACUUACCGGUUUAAUGAAGUGGUGGCAUCUCUGACCUAGUUUGGUGCUGUUAACUUUCCAUUAAGGUCAUUGGUGGAUAAGGAAGGAAAGACACUGUAAACCCAAACACCAGAAGGAGUGACCCAACAGUCUUAAACCACUCACCUGGGCUGCAGGCGUCCACACACUCCACCUGAUCUGACUAGGUGUGCCAUCUGAGAGGCAGAAGAUUUCCCUCUGAACCCAGAAGAAGACGCUAAAGCUGUGAGCCAAGUGAUUGACAGGACCGAUAGACAUGGGGAAGCAGAACAGCAAGCUCCGUCCUGAGGUGAUGCAGGACCUGCUGGAGAGCACCGACUUCACCGAGCACGAGAUCCAGGAGUGGUACAAGGGCUUUCUUAGGGACUGCCCGAGCGGGAACCUCUCCAUGGAGGAGUUCAAGAAGAUCUACGGUAACUUCUUUCCCUACGGAGAUGCUUCAAAGUUCGCCGAGCACGUCUUCCGCACAUUUGAUGCUAACGGUGAUGGGACAAUAGACUUCCGGGAGUUUAUCAUUGCACUAAGUGUGACGUCACGCGGGAAGCUGGAGCAGAAAUUGAAAUGGGCCUUCAGUAUGUAUGACCUGGAUGGAAAUGGGUACAUCAGUAAAGCUGAGAUGCUGGAGAUUGUACAGGCAAUCUAUAAGAUGGUGUCCUCCGUGAUGAAGAUGCCUGAGGACGAGUCGACACCUGAGAAGAGGACAGAGAAGAUCUUCAGGCAGAUGGACACCAACAGAGACGGUAAGCUGUCCCUGGAGGAGUUCAUCAAAGGAGCGAAGAGCGACCCCUCCAUCGUCCGCCUGUUGCAGUGCGACCCCAGCAGUGCUGGACAGUUUUAAACCUGAGGCAUCAACACAACUUUGCUUCUUUGGGUGACUCUUAACGCCCUUAACUCUCCACUAUGGAGCAGACUGAUGAUGAAGAAUGACAAGCUGAUGACGAUGAAGAAGACAGGCCUUCAAUAUGCACUGAGGACUUCAAAGAUGGGCACAGGAGCCACAUUCUCCAGUUUAUAUAAACCUUCCAAACCCCUGCAGAGACUCAACCUGAAGACUUUCCCAAACCUUCAUCAGGUUAUCCAACUCCACCGAUUGUGUAAUUGACCGGGAUCCCUCAGUCCUCCUAUAAGCAUGUCAGAGUGUAAAGAAAUGUCUACCGUAGGUUGUAUAUACAGUUAUAAACUGGAGUCUCUGUAUCAGUGUCUUUGCUUGGCUCUCUCUCAAGGCUUCAGCCGGGGUGACACAGAGCCUCUAUCACUCUAAUGUGUAUCAUAGACAGAGUGUGUGCAUGAGACAACGAGAGAGAGAGAGAGAAAGA